Messenger RNA from Neolamprologus brichardi, 948 nucleotides. The record is from RefSeq and is a predicted model, not a curated record. Lineage: Eukaryota; Metazoa; Chordata; Actinopteri; Cichliformes; Cichlidae.
UUCAGCUUUAAAACACUUCACGUCUCCUACAGAGCAGCAGGUCUCUGUCUUCACAUCGAUCAAUGUGAGAUUUGAUUGUUCGGUAUCGUUCUCACUAAAACCAACACAGACUCAUUAAACUUCAGUUUCAUUGAGCUCGGUCUCUGAGAGGCUUCAGUCCUCAUGCAGCGGCGUCUCCAGCUGAGCUGUGGAGCUGGGAUCCUCUUCAGCUCAUGAGAAUCAAAGAAAUCUGCAGUGAAAAAGCAAAGAUGAGGCUGAAAGAAAUCUUCAAUGAUGAACUCUUAUGAGAACGCUGCUCUGUCUUCCUCUCUAAACAACACAUUUAUUAUUACUCAGCGUCCUACAAGCAUGUGUGAUGUCAUCUUCACAUCCUGUCUAAAACUUUUAUUUCUUUGUCUGAUGUUGUUGAAACUGUGAUGAAGAGGCCGAGCUCUGUUCCAGGAGGAUCCUGUUUCUAAGCACACGCAGUCUUCCGUGGGAAUCGUCUCUGGUUACCUGGAAGAAGGACGUGUCCUUAAAGGUGUCCACAGGUGUGUCCACAGGUCGUCCUGAUGGAGGCUCUGUCCCGCGGGGAGCGGCGUCUGAGCUCUGAGGAAGAGGACGCCGCCCCAGCUGUGGGAGUGAGUCUGUGUGACUCCGCCCCCUUGGUGUGGAGGAUGCAGGACCUGAGGGCUGUUAGGGCUCAAGGCCUGGUGGGGGCACUCCUGGGGUCGCUGCCCCGAACGCCGCGACAGAACGGGCGCCUGGGUCGACCGCUGCUGCUGCUGCCGGAGGAGGAGGGGCUGCUGAGGGAGCGCCGCGCCGCUGCAGCCCUGCCGGACCGCUGCCAGGAUUGGGGGGGGGCGGAGCUCCGUCAGAAGUACGAGGAGGAGGAGAGGAGGAGCUUUGAGGAGCAGAGCGUCCUCGCACUGGAGGACAGGAAGUCGGCGCUGCUCCGAGCGAUGACAG